Molecule: messenger RNA, 405 nt
Organism: Cooperia oncophora
Lineage: Eukaryota; Metazoa; Nematoda; Chromadorea; Rhabditida; Trichostrongylidae
Source: the annotation of a GenBank genome assembly
AUGCAUUUGGUAAAUGGGGUGGGAGCGUGGGGUGGUUUCGGAUGUAAUCUUCAGCUUGGCCCAUCGCAGCGGCGUAGUGUCGUGAGAAGAUCUACUGUUCAUCUCAGUCGUCCAAAUUCGUAUUUGGCUGUAAUUAACGAAAUUGGCAAAGAUCAUAUAGCGGAUAUCUUGGAUCGUCCAUUACCAUUCGUAUGUCGCCGCGCUGUUCGUCGCGAUCGUUUUCAUAUCACUCUUAAUGGUCAAGUCACAGUUUCCAUUGUUCCCAGUACGGGAAGGAUGUGUAAGUUGAUGAUUAUCGGUUCAUUAUUCUUGCUAUUUUGGCUUGAUGUUUAUUGCGCAAUAGCUACACAAGUUCGUGAUGUUUCGAAUUUUCACUCUGAUGGAACCACAUUUUCUGUGGUAUAA